GGGAUUUUCCCAUGAGUCUCAAUAUUAGAGUUUCAACCCCCAAUAAAUAUGAGACCGGGGAUGUCUGAGGUUCAGUCUGCCCUCGAGCCCACCAGGAACGAAAGAGAGCUCCAUUUGCCCUCCAGGAACCCAGCUAUGAACUCCCUCUCCACAAUCGCCUUCUCCCUGGGGCUGCUCCUGGUGAUGGCUACUGCUUUCCCUACCCCGGGACCCCUGGGAGAAGAUUUCAAAGAUGAUACCACUUCAGACAGACUACUCCUCACCUCUCCAGACAAAACUGAAGCUCUCAUUAAGUACAUCCUCGGCAAAAUCUCUGCAAUGAGAAAGGAGAUGUGUGAGAAGUAUGACAAGUGUGAAAACAGCAAGGAGGCACUGGCAGAAAACAACCUGAACCUUCCAAAAAUGGCAGAAAAAGACGGAUGCUUCCAAUCUGGGUUCAAUCAGGAGACCUGCUUGAUGAAAAUCACCACUGGUCUUCUGGAGUAUCAGAUAUACCUGGACUACCUCCAGAACGAGUACGAGGGUGAUAAGGGAAGCAUCGAGGCUGUGCAGAUUAGUAUCAAAGCACUGGUCCAGAUCCUGAGGCAAAAGGUAAAGAAUCCAGAUGAAGUAACCACCCCUGACCCAACUACAAAUGCCACCCUGCUGAAUAAUCUGCAGUCACAGAACAAUGACUGGAUGAAGAACACAAAGAUUAUCCUCAUCCUGCGAAGCCUUGAGAAUUUCCUGCAGUUCAGCCUGAGGGCUAUUCGGAUAAAGUAGCUGGGGCACCUAAGAUUGCUGUAGUUCAUGGGCAUUCCCUCCUCUGGUCAGAAACCUGUCCACUGGGCACAUAACUUAUGUUGUUCUCUAUGAAGA
Molecule: messenger RNA, 858 nt
Organism: Physeter macrocephalus (sperm whale)
Lineage: Eukaryota; Metazoa; Chordata; Mammalia; Artiodactyla; Physeteridae
Gene: IL6
Product: interleukin 6
Exons: 5
Coding region: 49-762 (237 amino acids)
Biological process (GO): T-helper 17 cell lineage commitment; immune response; positive regulation of receptor signaling pathway via JAK-STAT
Cellular component (GO): extracellular region; interleukin-6 receptor complex
Molecular function (GO): interleukin-6 receptor binding; cytokine activity
Source: RefSeq, a predicted model, not a curated record